Molecule: messenger RNA, 1185 nt
Organism: Cuscuta epithymum
Lineage: Eukaryota; Viridiplantae; Streptophyta; Magnoliopsida; Solanales; Convolvulaceae
Source: the annotation of a GenBank genome assembly
UAACUCCUUUAAAAAUAUAAUUCGCCCUCUUGCAUUCCCACUAGGUAUAUACGAGUCCAUUGGCAUCGGGAUAGACAGAUUCGGAAUCGAUGAAUACAAGGAGUACGGGGAAGGCGAGACCCAAGGACGGGGGUGAAGAUGUGAGGUCUAAGGCCCUGCGGAUGAGGACGGGCACGAAGAUUUUCAAGGAAUCUGUGUUCAAACGUCGGGGCAGAGGAAGGGGAAAGGGAAGCGCCACCGGAAGUCUAGGCCCUCCUCGCUCAGUAGUAUAUAUCGGUAAUGGAUGGGCUGGUUGUAUGACACAUCAGUGUGCAUUGUCUGCGCUAUCACGCAUCAAUGAGGAGGAACAGGGUCCCAAAUACAAGCUUGUUGAGCCACUACAGUGUAUCAACUGCCCAUCUCUAUUUCAUCACACGUUCCUCUAUCAUUGCAACUUUAUUGCUAGGCCUGAAAAUGGAAGUGCUGAUGAUGAUACGCUCUUUUUUGCGGAAUUAGAGGGGAAACAAGAGAAGCCUGGCGGCCAAAUCACUCUCACCCUCCUUUUCUGGUGCAUUUUAGGGCCCUGUGAUUCUGGGGGUGACUGUGAAAAUUGUGGAGCUCUUCCAGGUUGGGUCAAACAUCCUAAAAGCGACGGGUUCCACAAGUUUGUUGAGCCUGGUGCCAUUUUAUGGUGAAGGAUACCGCCUACCUCUGGCAGACUAUGAAUAAAAUGACGGUAGCAAUUCCCAACUCUUUCAGUGAACACUAUGUACAAAGUACAGACCCUAUAUUCACUAUAUACAGUACAUCUUUCUGUAUUUUCCUUCAAAAUAGUCGGGGGCUUCCACAGUUCCGCCACUGAUUUUUUGGAGUUUAUACAAGCACGCCCUUCUAGAUUGGUGAAUUCAUACUACACAAUCUGUAAGGAUUGAGGAGGAUUAUUAGUGCAGCCUGCAUUAAGAUAUCCGGAUCAAAUUAGAUAGCUGUCGUUUUGUGUAUCCAUCUGUUAGUUCCCAGAGCUUUCCGCUUUAAUUGUUAGAAACAUUUUCUUUUCUGUAAUUAACUUGUACUUCUAUGAUGAUAUCACGGAAAGAAGAGUCUGUGAAGGAAGAACAGAUUUACAUUGCUUCUGUUUUACCAGUAAAAAGUUCCAAUUAGAAGACGUUGACCUAUGUCAUUAUGGUGAUCUAGUAAUACUAAUAAGCA